Molecule: messenger RNA, 1659 nt
Organism: Fusarium fujikuroi IMI 58289
Lineage: Eukaryota; Fungi; Ascomycota; Sordariomycetes; Hypocreales; Nectriaceae
Product: related to multidrug resistance protein fnx1
Exons: 2
Coding region: 1-1659 (552 amino acids)
Biological process (GO): transmembrane transport; basic amino acid transport
Cellular component (GO): fungal-type vacuole membrane
Molecular function (GO): basic amino acid transmembrane transporter activity
Source: RefSeq, a predicted model, not a curated record
AUGGCACCUGAACCCCAUAUGAAUUCAAUCCAUAGUUCUCACCUCCCCACCGAGAGAACCCCGCUGCUGGAUGACGAGCAGGACUAUUCACACUGCGAUUAUUGUGCAAAACAACAAGAUGAAGAAGAGAGGACUGUCGUCAUCGAAGAGCCGCCACUGGGACGACUAAUCCUCAUCAUGACCACUGCAUGGAUCGGGAUCUUCCUAGGCGCAUUGGACUCAACUGUCAUUGCAACCCUCUCAGCUUCUAUCUCUAGCGAGUUUAACUCGCUUAGCCUGCUCUCUUGGCUCGCCACAGCAUACCUCAUUUCAAAUGCAGCUACUCAGCCUAUUGCUGGUCGUCUGACAGAUAUCUUCGGACGACGCCUUGGUCUUGUCUUGAGUAACCUCUUAUUUGCUCUUGGCAACUUGGUCUGUGGCUGCGCAACUAAUCAUUAUACUAUGAUUAUCGGGCGUGUUAUUGCAGGUGUCGGAGGCGGUGGAAUGAUUAGUAUUGCUACGUUCCUGACCUCUGAUCUUACGCCGCUGCGCAAAAGAGGCAUUAUGCAAGGUAUCGCCAACUUAUGGUAUGGUGUAGGCGCUAUGAUUGGAGCUGUUAUCGGUGGAUUGUUCCAUGACCGCACCGAUGUCGGUUGGAGACUUGCCUUCCUGGUCCAAGUACCACCUUCAUUGUCGAUUAUACCCAUCAUAUGGAUAUUAGUCAAGGUGCCGCCCAAGCAGUCUGAUAAGGCUUACCUUGCUCGAAUUGACUUCCCUGGAGUCUUUUUUACUUGUUCAUUCUUGAUACUGCUACUUCUUGGUUUGAACACAGGAGGCAACACAGUACCAUGGAUCCACCCCCUACCCCUUACGACAAUCCCACUUUCGAUGAUUUGCUUCGCCGGCUUUAUCUGGUGGGAGGGAAAGGCGAAGCAACCUAUUAUACCUGUAGCCCUCUUUCAGGACCGUACAGUUCUCUCUGCAUGCGGAGCCAGCCUUUUCAUCUCCAUGCUUCUUAUGGCAGCUACGUUCUAUGUGCCUCUCUACCUCCAGGUACUCGGCGACUCUGCCACAACUGCUGGCCUCAAGUUCCUACCGUCACCAUUGGGUGGCUCGAUUGGUGCUUUAGGAACAGGAUAUGCCAUGGCGUGGACCGGGAGGUAUAGACCAUUUGGGAUCAUGGGUGCCGUGGUCUUGAUUCUGGGCACCGUCUUACUAACCCUACAAGACGGCAACAGUCCGAAAUAUCUGACUUCUGUCGCCUUGUUCUUUGUUGGUGGGGGUUUCAGCACGGUAUUGACCAUCGCAACUGUGUCAUGUCUUGCAGCUGUCAAUCACUCGCAGCAAGCUCUUGUCACAUCUGCUGUUUUUUUGGCUAGGAGCGUAGGUGGCACUGUUGGCAUAACCAUGGCAUCUGCAGCCUACCAGAGCACACUAAAAAGGAUGCUGUGGGAGAUCUUUGGAGAGGAGUCAGGAGGACCUGAGGAGAUCAAACGUAUCCUGGAUGGUUUAGAAGAGAUAAACCACCUUCCGGAAGGUUGGUGGCAUGGAGUGAUGGACUCAUUCAUGGAAUCAUUCCGGGUAGUAUGGGUCAUGAUGUCUUGUUGGGCUAUAUUGGCCUUGGUCUGCAUCUCAUUGGUCAAGAGACACAUGCUGCACUCAAGGAUGGACAGGAUGUGA